CCAGCUCAAGCACUGAAGAGGCAGUGCACGUGCUGGUUUUGAGAAAAAGGGUUUCAUCAGCCAUGUGAUGGUUUCCACCAACAGGAUGCGGGAUGGGUAUAUUCUUCUGUUCUGGGUAUUUCCUGUUUUCUUGGAAGGAUGCUGUGAGAAACACAAACAGCGUGAUAAAGGUCCUUUUAUAAAUAUGAGAGAGCAGCACUAUCGAGUUGUGGAGGGAGAAAUGUUUGUAAUGCCGUGCACAAAUAAGGAGGUGACCAAGUACGAAAUGAGAGAAAAUGGAGGACUUUACUUUCACUGCGGAAGAGAGUUCUUGACCAAAGUUGAACAUUCAGGAAAUUACACCUUGGUGAACGGCAGAAUGUCUCUCCAGCUCCAGGUACUGGAGAAACAGCGCUAUCCAUGUUACAAUACUAAAGAGGAGAACGUGGAGCUUCUUGCUGGUGCAGGAGGGACAAUCCCUUGCCCUGGUUUUAACUGCUCGCUUGGUGCAAGUGUCACCUGGUACAAGGGUAACAAAAGUGUCUCAGAACAACGUCGAACAUCCUGCGUGGAGAACGGCGAUUUGCAUCUCUGCCCGGUUCGUCAUGUUGACACUGGACGAUUUUUUUGUGAUCAACACUUUACAGAACAAGGAAUCCAUUGGAUUUUGAAAAGGCCUGUGACAGUAAUGGCCAAACUCUAUGAAAACCCUCCGAGAAUUACGAAACCUAUUGACAACACAACAGACGAAGUGGAGCUCGGCAAGCCUCACACGCUGACCUGUGAGGUCCAUUUUCCUUUUGAGGUUAAAUUUCCUCCACAAGUGCGAUGGUAUGUGAACCAUAGAGAGGAUGGGGAUAACAGAACUCUGUUUCACAGUGAGAACCCGCAUGUGGAAAGGGUGGAAUAUUCAAUAUGCAAGGUCACGCACAACAUCUUCAUACAAGAAGUGACGGCUCUACAUUUGAAGAACACGUACACUUGCAUGGCCAAAAACUCAUUUGGAAAGCACAGCGUCACAAUCAAGCUGAAGAGAAAAGUUCAUGAGAAAUGGCUACUACUCUUCGUUUAUCCAAUCGCGUCAUUGGCUUUGGUUGCUGGCAUGGCCAUCGUUUUGCACGUCAAAUGGUUGGAGCUAAAACUGAUUUACAUCACGCGCUUCCAACGUGGAAAAGCUGAUGCAGAUGAGAAAGAGUUUGAUGUGUUUUUGUCUUAUGUGUGGACACGUCCACAGCUCUCAUUGUCAGGACAAGGUCCUAGUCAAGAAUUAUCUGAUUAUUCAUCCAUCAGUGAUUUGAGGCCACCUGAGGUGAUGAUUCCCAUGGUUUUGGAGGACCUUUGGGGCUAUCGUCUGUGUUUACUAGAGAGGGACAUGCUUCCCGGUGAAGCCUACACAAACGACGUGGUCCGCGCAAUCCGUAGAAGUCAAAUCCUUAUUUGUGUUGUCUCUGCGGAAUAUUUGGCCAACAGCAAUGCUGUGUUUGUUCUGGAGUCGGGAAUUAAGGUUUUGCUGCAGAGUUCUCCUCUUAGAAUUCUGCUAAUAUGGAUGAAUAGAACUUCUGCAUUCUCUUUGGAGGCUGAUUCACCUUUACCUUCGGUCGUCCAAAGGGCCUUGAAGGUGCUGCCUAGCCUGGACUGGAAAUCCGGACACAGUGCAAGAGUUAGCAGCAAAUUCUGGAGGUCACUGAGGAAGGCCUUACCCAAACCUAGAGUAACAUCACAGAACAUUUAGAUUUACAUUUUUGUGCAAUGCAAAACUAUUGCAAAGCCAAUGGAUUUGACGUCUCGCACCGUCAAUAAAAUUAUUAAAUGAAUGCCAUUGCAGAUUCAUGGCGCAAUAAGCCCCUGAACUAUUUUUAAUUUGUGCGUUUUACCCUGAAGACCCGUUUACAGACAUCGCUCAACCGCUUUUGUUUCAACCUAGCCAUAAAAAGAAGGUAAGUAAUCGUAUUUAUUAUUUGAAAUGUCUGUCAUUUUUAGCUUAGAAUCAUCAAUAGAUGUCUAAUAUUUAGUUUAAAAAAAAAAAAAAAAAAAAAAAACGACUUUAGAAAAUUAUUCACUCACAUAUUUUACACUUUUAAACAAAUUAUGUCACAAUGAAAAAAUUGGCGUCUGUAAAAAAGUCAUGGAUAUCUACCUCAUAACUAUCACUUAAUUGUAUUUUUUCUCAUUACUGUCGCAUUUUCCUCUGAUAUUUUAGAUGAUAAAUAAUGACCCAAACAAAAAAAAUUGAAAAAAAAAAAAAAAAACAUUUAAAAAGGUAAAUAUAUGAAAAAGAAAAUCUCGACCACUCCUUAAUGUCUGCGAUUUCUUCACCCAUAAAACCCCCAAAAAAUCCAGCUGUGGCCAUUCACAGCUGUGUCUUGACACUCGGUGAUACAUGCUACAUGGAGUAUUUGGGUCGAAACAUGGUAAGUACGUGAUAAUAUCUCGUUAAAGUCAUGGCGUCUGUAUUUCUGCUCUCGCGUGCUCUCACCUCCAGAUAGGGUUUUGCUGUUUACAUUUUUUUUUAAUGCCCUCCAGUUGAAAAUGUUUCUUCCCCCAGAAAAUUGACAUUUUAAGCUUUCCAAUGAUGUGUCACACGUGCAUAUCGGACAAUUUUGAAAUUUGGACAAAUUGAGGGUCUCGGAGCGGAACUUCAAGUCACCUAAGUGUUUUCCGCCAUAUUACGUCAAAAAGUCUGUUUUGUUUAAUAUGCUUGUCUUAUGUGUCCUGUAAUUCUCCAUGUUAGAGUAAAUUUCAACUUAGAGUAGUAUCAGUGCAGCAAGGGCGUGGGUUUGCAUAGGGACGGUAGGGACAUAACGCUACCAACUUUCCAGGAUGCACAAAGGCUACGUUCAUACUACAGGUCUUAAUGCACGAAUCCGAUUUUUUGUCAUAUUUGUUUUUUUUGGCGUGCCCAUUCAGACUGCCUUUGUCCAUUGAGACCAUUCAAGUAUUACGCAUGCGCACUAAUUCGCAGUCCAACAAGCGCUGAGCAAGACGACCCGCAUGCGCAGAAGCAUCAAAACAAAUGGCCACCCAUGCUGGCUGUCAUUCGUCAUUCCAGGGAUAUCAUAUUUUGCUUUUUAAAAAGAGGACACAAAUAAGAGACAUAAAUAAUCCUAGUUUAGGCUUAUAUUCAAAGUAUAAGGAUCGAUUGCAUGCACGCACUGUCCGUGCAUGUCUCACACACAUACGCGCAGUUUGCCCCGACUCUCGGCCGUGUAAGCAAUGUUGAAAUAUUGCUUACAUGGAACAGACAGAAAACAGAUCAUUCUCAGGCUUAUCCUCAACCCAUUUUUAUUUUUUUUUAUGACUGUUGUAAGUCCGACCCUUCCUAAAAAGCCGUGUUAAAGGCAAGCUAGGCGCUAAUAACGCACAGCUGCACCGCUACCGUGGCGUCUCUCUCGCUUUUUGAUGACGUAAUUGCUGCAUGAAUUUCGAUUUGAGAGACUGGACAGUACAGACCGCCGCGACAGUCUGGAAAAAUGUGGCCCAGAUCGGAUUUG
Corythoichthys intestinalis (scribbled pipefish) is the source of this 3470-nucleotide messenger RNA. Its product is annotated as interleukin-18 receptor accessory protein-like. The record is from RefSeq and is a predicted model, not a curated record. Lineage: Eukaryota; Metazoa; Chordata; Actinopteri; Syngnathiformes; Syngnathidae. Gene Ontology annotation, biological process: interleukin-18-mediated signaling pathway. Bases 68 to 1711 code for a protein of 547 amino acids. Gene Ontology annotation, molecular function: interleukin-18 receptor activity. The transcript has 12 exons.